Ochlerotatus camptorhynchus is the source of this 631-nucleotide messenger RNA. RefSeq lists its product as uncharacterized. Gene Ontology annotation, biological process: spermatogenesis. Bases 95 to 571 code for a protein of 158 amino acids. Lineage: Eukaryota; Metazoa; Arthropoda; Insecta; Diptera; Culicidae. The transcript has 3 exons. The record is from RefSeq and is a predicted model, not a curated record.
GUGUUGUUUAAUGUUUUGACUCAUAAAGUUUUGUGUCAUUCCAUUCGAUAAAACAGCUGCGGGAAUAUUUCAUUUGUGAAUAUAUAAGGUUCCAAUGGGUCUUCCUGACUUACCUGAACAAAAUGAUGGAGAUGAAUUUCGAAUGGAAGAGGACACUAUCAUCAAUGCGGAUGUUACAACUGAUGAUAGCGAAAAUGAGUUCAAUGACGAAAACGAAUAUAUGGGAUAUCAACCACUAAAUUUAGGAGAUAAUAACGAUACGCUGGUUGAAAGUGAUGAUCAAAACGACUCUCAAGUAACUACACCAACACAUCGGGGAAAUAACUCGAAUCCUGUGUUUCUAAAUGUGGAUGUAUGGAACGCACCAAGGCCCGAUGAGCUUAAUAUAGAGUUAGAUCCAGCAAAAGCAGAACAAAUUCUCAAUGUAAUGGCUGGAUUUAAGCUACCCAACUCUUCGGUUCCGGAAUGGGCUGUAGGAAUUCCAGAAGACCGCUGGAAAGAGGAGUUGUUGCAACGUAUUCGCCAGCGACAACAUUUUCACCCAAGCAAAAAUACAGAUUUAAGCGACUAAUAUCAAUGUGAUACAAUAUAAACAAAUAAACAAGCAUACAAUUUAAAUGCUUUUGAUGGU